AUGUCGUCAACCUGGAAAACCAUUGGUCUUUAUGAACUCGGAAUGGGAAGGAUCCACGAAAUCAACGGGAAUGGUCUCCAAGGAUUCGACAGUGUUGAACUGGACAACUUCACGAUAGAGGGUCAGGCGAUUACCGCCUAUGCCUCACCCGGUUUCUGGAUCGGUCAGAUGGGACUAUCGUCGUUGCCACUGAACUUCUCAGAGACAAUCGGCUCGCCAUCUCUGAUUUCAGCCCUCAAAGAUGAGGGUCAUAUACCCAGUCUAGCGUAUGGAUACCAAGCUGGUGCCUCGUAUCGCAAAACCAGAAUACCCGCCAGUCUCGUUCUCGGAGGAUACGACCUGUCACGCUCGUCAGAACCCUUGACGGUCGACAUCAAUUCCGAUCUGUCCAGAGCUCUUACAGUCGGGCUCCAGGAUGUCAUAGUGACCGAUUCGCUGAACGGAACACUUUCGAUGGUUGAUAACGAACGGAUACUAGCCCCGAUCGAUUCGUCUAUUCCAGACAUGUGGCUCCCCAAAUCUGUUUGCGACCGCUUCGAAUCUGCAUUUGGCCUGGAGUAUCAUGAAAGGUCUGGGAGGUAUGUCCUCACAGAUUCGGCCAGGGAUCGACUACGGGAACUCAAUCCCACCUUAGCGUUCACCAUCGGUACCAACGCCGUCACGGGUGGCAACACUACCAUAGUCCAACUUCCAUACGCGGCCUUCGACUUGCAGGCAGGGUAUCCAAUCUUUGCGAAUGCGACGAACUAUUUCCCGAUUCGAAGAGCUGAUAACGAAAGCCAGUACGCCAUCGGCAGGGCGUUCCUACAAGAAGCAUAUAUCGGCGUUGACUUCGAGGCUGGCAUAUUCAAUGUCAGCGCAGCAAAAUGGGACGACGUAAAGCCUGACAUUGUAACGAUCUCAGGUAAGGAUAGUGAUACCGGGGUGGCUAAGGAGCCAGGCCUCUCGGGUGGUAUGAUAGCUGGGAUCGUCAUUGGCUGCAUGGCAGCGAUAUUGAUUUGCGCAUUGUGCAUAUGGGUUCUGGUACGGAGAUCCAGGCGGAUGCGGGAGCCAGAUACAGCGCUGGCAGCUGACAAGGGAGCGCACGACGCGCUGUAUUCAACUCCACAGUUGGCAGGUAUGGCUUUCCACGAGCUCCCCGCUAAACACGGCGAUAGCGAACUUUGGGAGGCAGAAAUGGUACCUGAACUGGGUAGUCAGGAGUGUGCGCACGAAUUGCAUCCGGACUGCGUUCGAUGA
Alternaria ventricosa is the source of this 1239-nucleotide messenger RNA. RefSeq lists its product as uncharacterized. Bases 1 to 1239 code for a protein of 412 amino acids. NCBI's taxonomy places the organism in Eukaryota, Fungi, Ascomycota, Dothideomycetes, Pleosporales, Pleosporaceae. The record is from RefSeq and is a predicted model, not a curated record. The transcript has a single exon.